AAACGUACAAAAGAACAGUUAAGCAGGCAAACUGAUUCCAGGAAACUAAGAUAAACGCAAAAGGAACGAGAUUGGUUAAGAUUUGGGAGGAUUAAGAGAGAGAACGAACGAAAAAAUUAAUAAAUCUGUGGCUAACUUAUUCUAGAUGCGACAUCCAUCACUGAUUACUUGAAGUUGCAAUAUCGCUGCAAAGGAAGGAAAUGGAACGUUUUACGUCAAUCCUUACAAAAUAGCCCCACAAAAUGUUGCCAUUUGCUGGUAAAUAUAGAGUUUGCUUAGGCCAAUAUCAAAAACCACGAACCUGAAGAGAUAACAAUAAGUCCAAUAUUUUUCAGUUUUGAGAGAUGACCAGUUUUAGCUUACCUGCGAUACUCUCAAUCGUCACUGCAAGGUUUCAACCCAUUCUUCAGUUCAUUUCAAAUUUCGACGAGCGUUGAAGCACAUAUCAGAUCUCCGGCAUAUCUUAACAGCUUGCAAUUGUCCAAGCGUAGCCGUUUUUCUUUUAUACACUUCUUUAUUUAUUUUCAAUUUGCGUUAAAACCAUCAUUGUCGGCGGAGAUGAAGAUUUUGCUUUUGAAGCAAUCCAUAGCGCUGUUUUGUCUACUUCUGACCGAGGUCUGUUCUUCGGAGAAUUUUCAAAUCGUCAGGGGAACACCGUGGGAUUCUUUUACGAUUCCGCCAACGAAAUGUGACGAAGACAACAAUGCUUUCGAUUACUGCGGUGAAUAUAAUGCCACUGCAGCGAAUGGUAAACGAUGUGAAUGUGUCUGCCGUGACAAGCAAGCGACCUUUUCGGUUUACAAGCAGUCUUGGUCUUGCCUUAGAGAUGAAGAUACAAGAACGCAUUUUGGGUGUAGCCAGCCAACUUUCUUUGAUAAGGAGAGAGAUGACGAUAAGCUGAGCUUGCUGGGAAGUGGUAACAAGAAAAAAUUAGAUUUGACGGGAAGUAACUGUAAAAUAAACACGAUUUCUUCAUGGUACAUGGACUGCGAUGGAAAUAAAGACACAGUUGAAUCAAUGGAAAACACGUUUGAUAUUGAAGAAGACCCUCGCAAUAAUGAGCUUGAGGUUGACGAUCUUCCCACAAACAGCCCACUCGCAGGAAGAAUUAUCAACCUGGGAAUAAGUUGCAGCCCGGAGGGUCAACAAACCAAUCAAAACUACUGCCUGUUGUUCAAGUUGAAAGGAACAACCAGCUGCCCUAUGACAGUAACGCAACCAACAACAACAACAACAACAACAACAGUGGUCGACAUGGUGUUAAAAUCUGCUCUACCAGAGGCAGGCCUGGGAAUGAAUCCAACUCAGGUUUUUACUCCUCCAAAUGUAGCUGCUGACCAAAGCAUUGCCGAUGACGGCGGCCCGGCAUCUCUGGGUGUUACUGUGGGAGUAACAGUCGGUAUUAUUCUUAUUGUUCUCUUGGUUGGAAUCAUAAUUUACCAAAGGCACAGUGCGAGAAAACAUCCUCGCACCAUCUCUGAAGUUCAAAGUUCUCAAUCAGACUCAGGAUCCCAGCCUCGUGAUCAAAAUGAGGGCUACGAGACACUCAGUACCUAUAGAUCCGCAAUAUACAGUUCAAAUUACGACGUCCCUAACGGCGGUGGAUCUGAAGACGAAAGGGCUCAUUUGCGUUCCCCUCGUGCACCCAGUACCUCUGAAGGACUUGAUAAUAACGGUCUCGACAGAGAGGAACCAUUUUACAGUACCGUGGACGAAUUAUGUUCAGAAUGCAGUGGCAAACCAGGAGAAUAUGUCGAUCCUGCUUCGUCAGAAAGGUCCCGCGACUUUCGUCCCUUCAGUGUGGAACAACAUGUGUAUAAUAUGAUGGAGGUCCUAAAUACUAACACCUCAGACAGCCCUUGUGAUCAUGGUUCCGAUGAACGGAACAACGACCAUGUUCCUUUGAGCGUAGAACAACGUGUGUCUAACAUGAUUGAGGGUCAAAAUACUGACACCUCAGGCAGCUCUUAUGAAUAUGUCGAUCCUGCUUCGUCAGAAAGGUCCCGCGAUGUUGGUCCUUUAAGUGUAGAACAACGUGUCUAUAACAUGAUUGAGGUCCUAAAUACUGACAUCUCAGAGAGCUCUUAUGAAUAUGUCGAUCCUGCUUCGUCAGAAAGGUCCCGUAACAUUGGUCCCUUAAGCGUGGAACAAGGUGUUUAUAACAUGAUGGAGGACCUAAAUACUAACACCUCAGACAGCCCUUAUGAUUAUGCUUCCAAUGAAGGAAAGCAGAAUCAUGUUCCUUUGAGCGUGGAACAACGUGUGUAUAACCUGAUUGAGGUCUUUGACACAGUAACCGAGGAUGAACCCAACAGCUCUGAUCCUAGUCACAAAGAAACUCCCGUGUACAACGUUCUGGGGGAGCCUUUACUAAAGGACGCGAGAGACACUGAAAAGACUUGUUCUAGCAUUGAAAAAGACCCUGUGUAUAACGUCCUGGAGGGGCCUGAACCGGGAAAGACAGAAGAAACGACUAAUGACACAUUGUACAAUACCAAGCAACAGGAUAAUAACAGUAACACAUUUUUGUACGCAGUUGCUUAAGAAAAGGAGACUCGAGCGAGCGAGGGAGCAAACGAGCGAGCGAACGAGCGCACCUGGGGUGAGCAAAAACUAGGGCUAAGCGGGGACGGGUGAGCAAUAAACGAGGAGAAGGGAGGGGGUGAGAAAAAAGGAAUCUUUUUGCCUCAUCCCUUCCUCCUGCUCCUUAUUGUUUCGCACUCACUCGCCGCGUGCUUUUAUACAUGUACCCCUGCUACGUAGGCUGUAGAAGGAGGCGAGGGUUUUGUUAUCCCGAAAAUCCAGAUAUGAACUCUCCUUACUUAUACCAUACAUUUCUUUGUAUGUUAGGUAUGAGAAUUAGGUGAUACCUACAUGUAUAAUAGUAAAUAUAUAUUUCUGUAAGGGACUAGGUCAGCCAAUUUUAAGCAAUUUCAGCUUUUACCGACUGCUUAUAAAAUCAACUGAAAAAUGGCAAUAACAACUUGAAACUGUGAAGAACUCUAAAGAAACAUAGGGAAGCCAAAAGCAGAAAUGGAUGGGCAAAAUUGGAGAAAAUAAUUUAAGGUACUUAAUUUAUUUAACCCUUGUUUGCUUUUUGGUCACCCAAAAAGAAACGAGCAAGCCAUUAAACAAACAAACAAACAAACAAACAAACAAACAAACAAACCAUGAAAAACAAAAGGAACGAACAAAUUUGUAAAGUAGUUCAGAAGUAUGGGAAAUAUCGUACUCCUGGUCGUUACAUCGUGUUUGCAAAUGUGGUGUUUUUUAUUUAAGAUAUCUAUAUUUAGUUCAGCGAUGAGUAAGUUAAUCGACAACAAGUGCGAGAUGACUACUGUGUUAAACACUGAGACAAUAAACAGAUGGAAAAAACUGUAAACAGAUAGUGAAUACAUGUAGCUAAUAAAUAGUUACAAAGAUUGUAGGUAAUUGCUUAUUAUAAAAUAAAUGAGAUACUACGCGAGCGCUCAUUGGUCGAUAGUUGUGUUUAGAUGAGAGUAUGUAAACACGGUUGUGACGUUUUAGAUUUGCGCGCAUUUCUGAGAAAUAUUUUAUAUAAAAGCAAGAAAGGAGUUUUUGCGUGUUUACCUAGCCUCAUCUAAACACUCGGGGUUAGGAGAAUUCUCGAAAGUUAUGCAAACUCACGAUUGCGUUUCGAGUUUGCAUAACUGUCUCGAAUUCUCCGAAUCCCGGCCUCCUAGUGUUUAGACGAGACUUGCUGCUUUUAUAGCUGAUAAAGAGACUGUAAAUAGUUUCUAACUUUAAUAAGUAAAUGUGCGGUGAAGAAAUGA
Molecule: messenger RNA, 3794 nt
Organism: Orbicella faveolata
Lineage: Eukaryota; Metazoa; Cnidaria; Anthozoa; Scleractinia; Merulinidae
Source: RefSeq, a predicted model, not a curated record